CUUUGUGGAUAUGGUGUCCGCGAAUCAUCGGAGGCAGCGAUAAACACCAAUGUACUUACGGCGCUGACGGCGUUUCUCCACGGGUUGGAGAUGCAGGCACUUGUCCAAAAGCAAGCGUCAUGCUGCGAAUAUGGUUUCGUCUACCGGGCACUCUCAGGAGCGGGCGCGUGCUCUGCAAAGGAGCAGAGACAGGCUGAAGCACUAACGGACUUCACGAUCCGCGGCGGAGUACUAUUCCACA
This is a messenger RNA of Amoebophrya sp. A25, 241 nucleotides long. Lineage: Eukaryota; Dinophyceae; Syndiniales; Amoebophryaceae. The record is from the annotation of a GenBank genome assembly.